Messenger RNA from Nicotiana attenuata, 819 nucleotides. RefSeq lists its product as uncharacterized. The transcript has 2 exons. Lineage: Eukaryota; Viridiplantae; Streptophyta; Magnoliopsida; Solanales; Solanaceae. The coding region runs from base 1 to 819 and encodes 272 amino acids. The record is from RefSeq and is a predicted model, not a curated record.
AUGGUUGAAACAACUGCAACUGCUACUGCUGAAGCAAGCAGUGCUGCAAAAACUGUAGCCUAUGAUGCUAAUCAUCCCUAUCAUCUCAACAGUUCUGACUCUCCUGGAAUGACAUUAGUCAACUCUGUAUUUGAAGGAAGAGGGUAUCCAGGAUGGAGAAGAUCCAUUCUCCUGUCUCUAUCAGCCAAGAAGAAGCUUGGCUUUAUCAAUGGAGACUGUCAACCUCCAGAUUUGAAAUCCCCAGAGUAUGAGCAAUGGAGUUGUGUGAAUGACAUGGUCAUUUCUUGGAUCCUAAAUGCCCUUUCAAAGGACAUUGCAGAUAGUGUCAUUUACUCCAAGACUGCUAAAGAUCUUUGGGACAGUCUUGAGCAAAGGUUUGGAAGAUCCAAUGGAGCUAAGCUAUAUCACCUGCAAAAGGAAUUAUCAGGGUUAGUGCAAGGAAACUGUGACAUAGCAGGAUACUUUACUAAGCUCAAAAGAUUAUGGGAUGAAUUAGAUGCUUUGAAUGCAAAGCUGACAAAAUCCCUGGAAGAUCAGAGAUUAAUUCAAUUCCUAAUGGGUCUAAAUGACACCUAUGCUCAGGCAAGAGGGAACAUUCUUAUGAUGAACCCUCUACCUAGCAUGGAUGUUGCUUAUUCACUCCUCCUGCAAGAUGAGAAUCAAAGGGAAGUGUAUGCUAAUGCACAAUUCAACUCUCCACCAGUGUCAUUCAUGGCAGCAGGAGAAGAUAAGGAACCUAAUGCACAACUACUAGCUGACUUUGCAGCUUUCAUGAGCACAGGACAAGGCAAAAAAACUUUUUACGAAAACGGGGGUUAG